Messenger RNA from Pristis pectinata (smalltooth sawfish), 3948 nucleotides. Its product is annotated as clustered mitochondria protein homolog. Lineage: Eukaryota; Metazoa; Chordata; Chondrichthyes; Rhinopristiformes; Pristidae. Gene Ontology annotation, molecular function: protein binding; mRNA binding. Gene Ontology annotation, biological process: intracellular distribution of mitochondria. The record is from RefSeq and is a predicted model, not a curated record. Gene Ontology annotation, cellular component: cytoplasm.
GGCGACGCGAGUUACCUGUACGCGGUGAGGAGGAGUUUUUCUAUAUAUAAUAAAGAAGUUAGCAUAGUGAGUAAACGUGUGGGGACUGAAGCUGGGCGAGAAACCAGCUGCCAUCCCUAGAAGGAGACUCCAAAGACUUGGACAGAUAAUCUGUGGGCAGUUCCUGGAGCCAACAUUCAAAGGAUUCUGAGUGAAGUGUUACUCUGCCUUCUGGUACAGGGUCUGAAAUGACACUACCAAUGCAUAGUGCAAUCACAGGUGCCGAUGGCAUCCAGACAAACAGUGAUGCUGUCACUUCUUCUCAGGACACACUUGAUAUUAAGAUCCAAAUGCCUGGAAGUGACACCAUUGACCUCCAAUUAUCUUCUCAGGAGAUGGUCCAAGAGAUUGUCCAAAUUCUGAUGGAUCGUGAGGACACAUGCCAUCGAACCUGCUUCUCACUUCAGCAUGAUGGUAACAUUUUGGAUAACUUUUCAGAGUUGAGAAGUAUAGAAGGACUGAAGGAUGGAUCUGUCUUCCGAGUAGUUGAAGAACCAUACACCAUCCGAGAAGUUCGACUUCACAUCUGCCACAUCCAGGAUCUGUUGAGGAGUCUGGACUCUGGUGAUGCCUAUAAUGGCAUUGAGUGUAACUCGCUCUCUUUCUUGAGUAGCAUCUAUGAAGGGGAUAUUGGAGAAACACCUGCAUUUGGAAAGAGGAAAAGACGCUCUGGUUCUGAUCAGCCACUCGACACCAUUGAAUGCUCACCUCCAGAAUAUAUAUUGCCAGGAUCCAAAGAUCGACCCCUAUCGCUUCUACAGCCAAUAACCACAGAUAACAAGCAUCUGCAGUGCCUGAAGUCCCUGAUGAUGAGUGGGUGGAAUCCUCCUCCUGGUAACCGUAGAAUGCGUGGAGAUCUUAUGUAUCUUAACAUCAUUACCAUGGAGGAUCGUCAUGUCAGCAUCACUGCAUCCACACGAGGAUUCUAUAUCAAUCAAUCAACUGUGGAUGAGUUUAACCCAAAAUCCGACAAUCCCAACCUACUGUGCCAUUCACUGGUGGACCUUCUGAAUCAAAUUAGCCCAAUAUUCAGGAAGAACUUUGCAGCAUUGCAGAAGAAGAGGACAAACUGUCACCCACUCACAAGGCUUGCCACACCAUUCCAGACCUAUAACUGGAUCAUCCCACACAGGCAACACACCAUCAACUGUGUGAGGGCAGAGGAUGCAUACACCUCUCGUCCUUGCCAUGAAGAGCAUAUUUCUGGACAGAUUCGAGACUGGAAUGAGGAGCUUCAGAUAACUCGGGAAAUGCCAAAUCAGGACCCAAUGCAGCGACUGUUGAAGGAACAAACAAUGUUCAAGGUAAACAGUGAUUUUGUUGCAGCUGCUAUUUCUGGUGCAAUGGCAGUUGUUGAUGGGAACAUCAUGGCCAUCAACCCAGGAGACUAUAUCAAAAUGCAGAUGUUCAUAUGGAACAACAUUUUCUUCAGUUUUGGAUUUGACAUCCGUGACAACUUUAAAGAGUCUGGUGGGGAUCAUGCUGCCUACGCUGCAUCUAGCAAUGACUUGAAAGGGAUACAAGCUUAUAGUGAUUUGAAAAUGGAUGAUCUGCACCUACUGGGGACUGUAAUAGUGGAUUACCGGGGUUACCGAGUAGUAGCACAGUCCAUUAUUCCUGGAAUUCUGGAACAGGAGCAAGAGCAGAAUGUGGUUUAUGGAUCGAUUGAUUUUGGGAAAGCAGUCACUUCUGAUCAUGAGUACGUUGGCCUUUUGCUAAAAACCUCCAAGCCCCUUCGGAUUCAGAAGCAUCUGAUUCUAAACGAAAUGGAACAGCCCGUCAUGCUGUGCUCGUCUGUGGAUUGCAAAGGGAUUGUGGGGAAUGACGGUCGACGCUAUCUUCUUGACUUAUUCCGGACGUUCCCCCCAGAUCUGAACUACCUGCCAAUAGCUGGUGAAGAGUUGCAUGAGGAAUGUCAAAGCUUGGGAUUCCCGAAGGAAUAUCGACAUAAACUUUGCUGUCUGCGACCAGAAUUAGUGGAGAGUUUCAUCCAACAUAAGCACAUGCAGUUUACAAAGCUCUUGAAGGAGAAAAUGCGCAGAAGUGACAGAAGAAAAAGUUUAAUGGAGGAUGGAGAGAGCGCAACAGAAACUUAUGGUUAUACAGGAGAUGUUGAAGAAAUGAAGGCAAUAUGUCAGGAGGUGGGCUCCAUCAGUGAUAGUGUCUUUGACAUUCGGUUCAAUCCAAAUGUGUAUUCCCCAGGUAUAAGAUUUCAUGAGUCUGAACAGGAAGCUCUGAAACUUCAGAGACGAUUGAUGAAGGACAUUGCAGCCUUCUUUGUGUCUGUACAGAUUCCCAAUUUUAUCAAAGACUGUGAGAGUCACGUCCUUGUGCCUGCAGAUGGUACCACGAUGAGAGAUGCUCUGCACAAAUAUGGGAUUAACAUUCGAUACAUUGGUAAAAUAGCACAGCUGAUAAACCAGUCAGAAAACAAGCAGUAUCUAGAGCAUAUCUCGAGACUGCUAAUCAGUGAAAUCAUCACCCGAGUGGCAAAGCACAUCAUGGUCCUCUACCUGCAGAAUGUGGAGAUAUCAGCUCUUUCAUUUGCCAUUAGUCACUUCCUGAACUGUUUACUGAGCUCCUAUUCCAAUGGUGUUGCACAUCUGCUUCCGGGUGAGCUUGCAUCACGCAAGAAAAAAAAAAAGCGCAAGGUGCGGAUUGCUGGGAAUGACGUGGCAUGGGCUAGCCUGACUUCCACAGAUCUGUGGAAACAGAUUAACACUGAAGCUGUUGAAAGCUUUGACUACGUGUUGGCUUGUGCCGGGGUCGAUCAGGCAGUGGAGCAGUUUGGCCUGCAGAAGGUGUCCCUGUUGCGCGAGUUCUGCUUAAAGGCUGGAAUUCAGAUUCUGCUGCGAGAUUACAACUUUGACAAUCGUCACAAGUCCACUUUCACAGAAGAUGAUAUUCUCAACACUUUCCCUGUGUUCAAGCACAUUAUUGUGAAAGCAACGGAUGCUGAGAAGGUUUAUCAGAAAGCACAAACUAAAAUUCAGAAAGGAAACAUUAAGGAGGGUUUUGAGUUAAUUAAAGAAUCUUUAAACCUCUUCAAAAAUGUGUAUGGACCUUUGCACUCUGAUGUCUGUGGUUGCUUGCACCUGCUUGCACAGUUGAAUUAUGUCAUGGAUAAUAUACCUGAGGCUAUAAAGAACCAGCAAAAAGCUGUCAUAAUUAGUGAGCGAGUCCUUGGCUUUGAUCAUCCCAACACGAUUUGUGAAUAUACCAGAUUGGGCCUCUACUGCUUUGCUAACAAUCAGAAUUCAACAGCACUAAGGCUGCUGUACCGCUCUCGCUACCUGAUGCUCACUGUCUUUGGAGAAGAACACCCAGAAAUAGCUGUUCUUGAUAGUAACAUUGGUCUAAUGCUCCAAGCUGCACUGGAUUAUGACCUUGCAAUUCGAUAUUUGCAGAAAAGUCUAGAAUUAAACCUCAAAUAUUUUGGGGCCCAGGCUCUACAGACUGCCCUGAGCUAUCAUCUCAUGGCCCAAGUCUAUGCAAGCAAGGCAGAAUUCCGAACAGCUAUGCAACACGAGAAGCAAGCCUAUAUCAUCUACAGUGAUCGGCUUGGGGAGACUCACCCAAAGGCAAAAGGAAGCUCUGAGUACCUUAAGCAUUUCACUCAGCAGGCAGUAAACCUACAGAGAACCAUGAAUGAAAUUUACAAGAAUGGAUCAAAUGCCAAUCUUCCUCCAGUACAGACCAUGCCACCGAGUAAAAAGUGAUACUGGAACAGCUUAAUGUGAUCAAUGGGAUUGUUCUCAUGGAAAGCAGAAAAUCUGCCGUGGAAAAAGCAACUGAGCGAAUGCGGAACCUAAUUUUGGAAGAAAUCCAAGCGUCUCGGAGAUUGACCAAGACUCUUUCUGAUAUUGGUGUAGAUCAUCAGAUACUGGUCAAUGGAAGUGCAGCCCUGGG